CAGAAAUAAGCAGCGUUCAUCAAAACAUCUCGAUGCCUAACAGGACAGUUUUAUCCACGGGACGUGCCUUGACCAACAUGUUUAGUUUUCAGGAAAACAGGUAAUAAAAGGUCAUCAAUAGAUGGGACAUGUGCUAAAUGGAAACAACUACCUUUCACAGCCAAGAAUACAGGGUACCACUUUUCUCAUCAGCUCUUCGUCUGAUUUGCCUAUUGAUGAUGUCAAUAAUAAGCUUUCUUUUUUGCAGUGAAAGGGUUAAACGGUGUUUUGGUGCUUGUUCGGGUAGCCUGCAGGGUCAGAUUUGAUAUUAAACUUGUUGGUCUUUGUGUUUAAUCAGCAUGCUUAGCGCAAUAGUCACUAAUCUUGAGGGGGAAGAAAUCGCCUAAUUCAAUGGCAUUAGAUGCCAUGUAAUAGGGUUGUAAAUACCGCUACCUAAUCUCAUUGCACUAUUAAAAGUGGCGAAGUGCAUCGAGGUCCUCACUCCGGCAACUCUUCGGACUGGCCAGACGUCCUCCCGCUGACUGUAGACCUAGUUUUACGCGCCACCUGUUGCUGCAGUCGCGCACAUCAGAACCAAGGGAAAGUCGGCGGAACUUGUCCUGUUUUGACCAUUCUCACUUUUCCUCAUCGCGCUUCGACACUUUGCACUUGGACAUGUGGUGGAUGCUGUACCCACGAUGGAUUUGGUUUCUGGUCGGACAUCUCUGCUUCUUGCGGCUGGACUCGCUUGUCAGGGCGAUGGCGGUGCCAAAACUGGUCUACUCACAUGCGGGAAUGUGUCCCAAUGAGAUGAAUCCCAACCUGUGGGUGGAUGCCAUGAGUACCUGCGAGAGGGAGUGCGAGUCUGAUCGGGAUUGUGAAACGUUUGAGAAAUGCUGCAACAAUGUUUGCGGACUCAAGAGCUGUGUCGCGUCUCGGUACUACGACAUAAAAGGCAAGAAGGGGCCCGUGGGCAUGCCGAAGGAGGCCACUUGCAAGGAGUUCAUGUGCAGCCAGCAGGGCUCCGAGUGCGACAUCUGGGACGGCCAGCCCGUCUGCAAGUGCCGCGACCGCUGCGAGAGGGAGCCCCACUUCACCUGCGCCUCCGACGGCAUGACCUACUACAACAAGUGCUACAUGGACGCCGAAGCCUGCUCCAAGGCCAUCACCAUCACCGAGGUCUCCUGCCGCUACCAGCUGCCCUGGUUCAACACCAGCCCCUUGCCCGAGGAGACCACGCUCAACCCCACGACAGCCCAGUUGACCACCCCCAUGGAUCUCCAGCUGCCCACCAUGACCAACAAGCCCAUCCACCAGUCGGUGUUCGUCGGGGAGACGGCCAGUUUCCUGUGCGAGGUGGUGGGCCGGCCCAAGCCCGAGAUCACCUGGGAGAAGCAGCUGGUGGGCCGUGAUAACCUGGUGAUGCGGCCCAAUCAUGUGCAGGGCAACGUGGUGGUUACCAACAUCGGGCAGCUGGUCAUAUACAACGCCCAGCUGCAGGACGCCGGCAUCUACACCUGCACCGCCAGGAAUAUCGGCGGCUCGCUGCAGGCCCACUUCCCCCUGUCUGUGGUGAAGCGCGAGCGGGUGGCCGGGGGGGUCGACGGCCAGACGAAGGGCAACAGCUCCAGCAGCAGCGGUGGCGGAGGUGGCAGCGGUGGUCGUCUCCCUGCAGAGGAGUGCCUGAAGGCUCCAGACCUGGGCAACUGCGGCGAGGAGAGCAUCAGCUGGUACUACGAGGCCAAGAGGAACAACUGCUUCAGCUUCACCUACAGCCAGUGCAACAAGAACCGCAACCAUUUCGACAGCUACCAGGCAUGCAUGCUCUCCUGUGGGGCUGAGCUCUCGGCACCGUGCUCUCUGCCCCCCAACCAGGGCCCCUGCAAGGCCUAUGAGCCACGCUGGGCGUACAACCAGGCCACCAAGCAGUGCCAGUCCUUCGUCUUCGGCGGAUGCGGGGGCAACGAGAACAACUUUGACAGCCGGGAGGCCUGCGAGGAAGCCUGCCCCUACCCCAAGGGCAACCACUGCAAGGGCUGCAAGCCCAAGCAGAAGAUGGUGCCCAGUUUCUGCCGAGCGGACUUUGUGAUCCUGGGCCGCGUGACGGAGCUGACGGAGGACCAGGACUCGGGUCACGCGCUGGUGACGGUGGAGGAGAUCCUGAAGGACGAGAAGAUGGGCCUCAAGUUCUUCGGCAAGGAGCCUCUGGAGGUGACCCUGCUCAACGUGGACUGGAGCUGCCCCUGCCCCAACGUCACGCGCGGCACCUCCGAGCAGCAGCUGGUCGUCAUGGGCGACGUGCACAACGGCAUGGCCGUGCUGCAGCCCGACAGCUACGUCAGCGCCUCCUCGGCGCGGCGCGUGCGCAAACUGCGGGAGAUCAUCAGCAAGAAGACCUGUGACGUGCUGAAGGACUUUUAGCAGCGCCCAGAUGUGAGGUGUGUGUGUGUGUGUGUGUGUGUGUGUGUGUG
This is a messenger RNA of Engraulis encrasicolus (European anchovy), 2450 nucleotides long. RefSeq names its product info WAP, follistatin/kazal, immunoglobulin, kunitz and netrin domain containing 2a (gene wfikkn2a). Bases 655 to 2400 code for a protein of 581 amino acids. Gene Ontology annotation, cellular component: extracellular region. Lineage: Eukaryota; Metazoa; Chordata; Actinopteri; Clupeiformes; Engraulidae. Gene Ontology annotation, biological process: transforming growth factor beta receptor signaling pathway. Gene Ontology annotation, molecular function: serine-type endopeptidase inhibitor activity; transforming growth factor beta binding; receptor antagonist activity. The transcript has 2 exons. The record is from RefSeq and is a predicted model, not a curated record.